This is a messenger RNA of Bradysia coprophila, 1272 nucleotides long. RefSeq lists its product as uncharacterized. The record is from RefSeq and is a predicted model, not a curated record. NCBI's taxonomy places the organism in Eukaryota, Metazoa, Arthropoda, Insecta, Diptera, Sciaridae.
CUGAGAUCACGUCUCGUCAGAGGGCGAUGAUCCGGAGUCUAAUUUUCAAAUUUGUCAGAAUUUUAUUUUUCGUUCAGUUUUUUGUUGUAGUGCCAAAGUGUUCGAUUUUAUGUUUUAAUUCCAUCCAGGUAAGAAAAACCAAUGAGAAAACUCCUUGAAAUGAAUCUCGCAUUUUUAAGCUAAAUUCAAAAAAUUAAAACAAAAUCCAAUUAUAUACAGAGACAGUGGCACCGCUAGCACGGACUACAAGUAUGUCAUCCUGUGCUGGCUACCAUACGCCAAUCGAAGAUGAAGUUGCCGCAUCGGAACUACCGUCGGAUUUCGGUCGUAGCGUUUCAAUUCUGAAUGCACAAGCCCCGUCUCCAAUGUCAGCUGUGCUAACGGUUUCGCUGGAUGGAUACUUGGACCAUCAACAGAUAUCUUAUGGUUCGCCACCGAGUUCCGAUAUAGCCGUUCGUCGUGGACCGAGUUCGGAGGAAUCUUAUCCCGUUUUUUCGCCGUUGCCAACCGACUAUCGGGAACAGUGUACACAAACGCAGACUCUUACUGUUACUCCAGCCGUUCCGCCGGUCAAUUCAAAUACACUCCAACCUGGACCGCGAGGUCAUCGAAGACAGUCCAGCGUGAAUACAGUUUCAUGGACGGAUCAAGGAGACUCUAGCAUCGGUCGCAGUCGACCCCUAUCGAACAACCUUGACCCAUCCGAUGAAAAAGAUGAAAUUGAACAAGUUACGUUGCGUGCAAAACCCGGACACCGUCGACAAUCGAGCGUUGGCAUAUCGUGGAAUAAAUUCGAAGAUACGCGUCGGCGAUCCAGUUACGCUUCUUGGGCACGAGAUGACGACGAUGGAGAUGAUUAUGAGGAGAUAUCCCGGUCGACACGGACACGCAGUCGGCCGUGCAGUUGGGGACCGGUUGGAGAAUUCUAUUUCCGUGAAUCGAUGUGUUUGUCGGAAACGGAUCGGUCAAUGCUGUCGCAUCAAGCAUGUAAAGGAUGACUUUUUUGAACCAUCUUUUUUUGCACUGAAAAUAUUGCUAGUAUUGCACAGCACCAACUGGUUCACAUACACUACCAAUAUUCCAAACGAAUGUACAGAUGUAAAAAAGGCUGAAUUCUGCUAAAUAAGGAAAUGAUCGAUUCCACUCGCUGAUUGUUCCUGCUCUCUUGCAAAUUGUGUAUAAAGCUUCGCUUAUUUGCUCUCAACAUUUUUUUACACGAUUUUUUUGUGUUCUUUCAAACUAUGUAGAACGAGAAGCCACGGAUAGUCGAGU